Messenger RNA from Conger conger (European conger), 1002 nucleotides. RefSeq lists its product as uncharacterized. Bases 82 to 1002 code for a protein of 306 amino acids. NCBI's taxonomy places the organism in Eukaryota, Metazoa, Chordata, Actinopteri, Anguilliformes, Congridae. The transcript is spliced from 7 exons. The record is from RefSeq and is a predicted model, not a curated record.
UAAAGAUAAGCUGACGUCUCUGCCUCCGUUUAAACCGGACCGUUACAGUAUACUGCUUCAGCCUUUGGCAAGCUACUCAGAAUGUUCAUAUUUUUGUUCUCCUGUGAACAACGGACUGAAUGGAGCGGUGAGAGACCCAGGCCCUGGUCCGGCCCGUCACACAGCUGUCCUGAACCAACUGAUGAGAAAGAGAUGACCAAGGCUCAUAUUCAGGACGAAGAUUUCACCAUUGUGGAGACAACGGAGGAGGUAGAGCCAGGAGAGACGGAGGGUGAAGCUGAGGAGACGGAGGGUGAAGAAGUGGAAUCGGGGGUCCAGGAAGCUCCGGAAAACUCCCAGUCUGAGCCUGCGUCACAGCCUUCGCCUCAAGAGGAGGUCCUGCAAAUGGAAGUUCUGCUCCUUGCCACCCACACAGACGCGACUGCGGGGCAGGAGAAGGUGUCCUCCAGGAAGAGGCGGAACGUAAAACCUGGAGAUCCUGCAAGCACCCAACGCACUGCGCCCCCGUUGCGCCUGCAGGACUUCAGCUUCAAAAUAGCAACAAGAUAUUACAUCGCCCUCCUGUUCCUGUUAUUGGUAUCUACCGUUAACUCCAAUCCGAUCCCUGCAAGGCAGUGUGCACUCUGCCUGAACUCUGCCUGCGCAACACAUAUCCUCAGAAUAUGCAAAGGUGAUGACUUCAUAUGGCUGAAGGGAACAUCGGAAAUCGAAAACUGCUUCAAGGACAGCCUGAAGUCAGAUGAGCCGUGUCAGCUGCUGAAUGGAAGCCUUGUGGUACAGUCUGACCAGCCCAUUUCCUUUGAAGGGAAAGCCAGCCUUUCAGGUGGCAUGGAGGCUUUCCUCUCUGCGAAUGUGUCCUGCGCUGAUCUUGACCUGCUUCCCGGACCCAAGUCUCUCCCCACCUCAUUGGUGAACACUACCACCAGCACCACAACCGCAGAGACCGGGCCUCCGUCUGGUGUCGUUGCUAUUGGUGUCGUCGUUGCCAUCGUUUUCAUAUAG